Messenger RNA from Spinacia oleracea (spinach), 4716 nucleotides. Its product is annotated as ABC transporter G family member 32. The record is from RefSeq and is a predicted model, not a curated record. Bases 279 to 4538 code for a protein of 1419 amino acids. The transcript is spliced from 22 exons. Gene Ontology annotation, molecular function: ABC-type transporter activity; ATP binding; ATP hydrolysis activity. Gene Ontology annotation, cellular component: membrane. NCBI's taxonomy places the organism in Eukaryota, Viridiplantae, Streptophyta, Magnoliopsida, Caryophyllales, Amaranthaceae.
AAAGAAAGUGGAGGGAAGAAAAUUAAAUGCAUGGGGAAAAAAUCCAACUACCAAUGCAGCACAACAUUACACAGAAACAGCAAAACAAUAGAGAUAAAAAAGGGGGCAGCUCAACACUGAAAUAAAUACUCCCUCCUAACAAUGGCAGCUCAACCAUCCAUUCUAAUCCUUCCAUUUAUAUUCAUUUCUAGCUUUACUUCUCCUCACCAAAUAACCACAUUUUCUCUCUCCUCUUUCGCGCGUCGCAACCGCCGUCGUAUGUAACGUGAAUUCAAGCAAUGUGGAACUCGACGACGGCGGAGAGCGCAUUUGUUAGAUCGGAGUCGUUUCGAGCUGGAGAAGAAGAUGAAGAGGCGCUUCGUUGGGCGGCGCUUGAGAGGCUUCCUACAUACGCUAGGGUUCGCCGUGGAGUUUUCCGGAAUGUUCUAGGUGAUACUAAGGAGAUCCAUGUCGGUAAACUUGAAGCUGACGAACGGAAAAUUGUUUUGGAUCGACUUUUUAACUCCGUUGAGAAUGAUACCGAGCUGUUCUUCGAUCGUGUUCGCCGCCGUUUUCUUGCGGUGGAAUUGGAAUUUCCGAAGGUAGAAGUUCGAUUUCUGAACUUGAAAGUGGAGUCUUAUGUCCAUAUUGGAAGCAGGGCGUUACCAACAAUUCCUAAUUUCAUUCUGAAUAUGUCUGAGGCUUUGUUGAGGAGGUUUCAUUUGUUCCCGGGCGAGAGGAAGAAAAUUACCAUCUUAGAUGACAUUAGUGGAAUUGUCAGACCUUCCAAGUUGACCUUGCUACUAGGUCCUCCUAGUUCUGGGAAGACCACUUUGCUGUUAGCUCUUGCAGGACGCCUUUCAUCUGGAUUGCAGAUGUCAGGGAGAAUCACAUACAAUGGGCACGAUCUCCGAAAAUUCGUUCCUCAGACGACAGCAACUUAUGUAAGCCAACAGGAUUGCCUUGCAGCAGAGAUGACAGUUAGGGAAACUCUUGCAUUUGCUGCACGUUGUCAAGGCGUUGGAAGCAAGUACGAUAUGCUGCUGGAGCUUGCAAGACGAGAGAAGCAAUCUAAACUAAAACCUGAAGAAGACCUUGACAUAUUUAUCAAGGCAAUGUCUCUGGAUGGCAAAGAUGCAAGCCUUCUUGUGGAUUAUAUUCUCAAGAUUCUAGGUUUAGAUGUAUGUGCGGACACCCUUAUUGGCGACCAUAAUUGCAAGGGGAUUUCUGGUGGCCAAAAGAAGCGGCUCACAACAGGUGAAUUAUUAGCAGGACAAUCUCGAGUGUUAUUUAUGGACGAAAUAUCAAAUGGACUUGAUAGUGCAACUACUCACCAUAUCAUAAAGUAUCUCAAGCAUUCAACAUGUUCACUGGAUGCGACUACAGUGAUUUCUCUACUGCAGCCUGCUCCAGAAACCUAUGAGCUAUUUGAUGACAUUAUACUGUUAAGUGAAGGUCAGAUAGUUUAUCAAGGACCACGUGAUUCUGCUCUUGAUUUCUUCUCAUCCAUGGGAUUUGCUUGUCCUGAGAGGAAGAAUGCUGCAGAUUUCCUUCAGGAGGUUACAUCAAAGAAGGACCAACAACAAUACUGGUCUGGUCAUCCUUCUGAUUAUGAAUAUGUCCCUGCAGAAAAGUUUGCAGAAUCGUUUCGCUUUUUCCCUGUGGGAACCAAUUUGUGCCGGGAUCUGUUUACACCUUUCAAUAAGAUGAAUAAUCAUCCUGCUGCUUUAUCAACUUCUAAAUACGGUGUAACUAUGUGGGAACUUCUUAAGAUUGGAUAUUCAUGGCAUAAGCUUCUAACAAAAAGGAACUCUUUUAUCCAUGUCUUCAAGUUUGUACAGCUGCUUUUUAUUUCUUUCGUUACAAUGUCGGUUUUUUUCCGAACAACUUUGCACCGUAAUACAAUUGAUGAUGGAGGCAUCUACGUUGGUUCUCUCUUCUUCUCUAUGAAUAUAAUCCUUUUCAAUGGAUUUACCGAAACAGCCAUGAUAGUAAUGAAACUUCCAGUUAUCUACAAGCAUAGAGACUUGCACUUCUACCCUGGUUGGAUUUAUUCUGUCCCUUAUUGGUUGAUGAGCAUUCCGACUUCACUGAUUGAAUCUGGUGUUUGGGUGGCAGUCACGUAUUUUGUGGUUGGCUAUGAUCCCAACUAUUCAAGAUUUUUUAAGCAGUUCUUGAUAUACUUUCUCCUGCAUCAAAUGUCUUUGGCACUUUUUCGUGUGAUGGGAUCUUUAGGUCGAAGUAUGAUAGUGGCCAACACAUUUGGAUCCUUUGCCAUGUUGGUUGUGUUGGGUCUAGGUGGAUACAUCAUUUCAAGAGAUAGCAUCCCUCGUUGGUGGGUCUGGGGUUUCUGGAUUUCUCCUCUCAUGUACUGUCAAAAUGCAGUUUCUGUGAACGAGUUUAGUGGCCAUUCCUGGGAUAAGUCAUUUGGGAAUAUGAGACUCGGUGAUGCAGUACUGAAAUCAAGGAACUUGUUUACGGAAAAUUACUGGUACUGGAUUGGAGUGGGUGCAAUGGUUGGAUAUAUAGUCUUGUUCAACCUCAUGUUCACAUUCUUCAUUUCUUACUUACGUCCCCUUGGAAGGAGACAAGCUGUAAUCUCCAAUACCGAGUUCCUAGAGAUGGAAAGGAAGAGGAAGGGUGAAGCUGUGGUCAUCCAAUUGAAAGAAUUCUUGCAGCAUUCAGGUUCAUCAAAUGGAAAAACACGUACAGGGAAGGGUAUGGUUCUACCAUUUCAACCACUGUCAAUGUCAUUCAGCAAUAUCAAUUAUUACGUGGACGUUCCUUUGGAGAUGAAACAACAAGGAAUAUCAGAGGAUAGACUACAGUUGCUGGUUGAUGUCACUGGAGCUUUCAGGCCAGGUGUUCUCACUGCAUUGGUGGGUGUCAGUGGUGCUGGUAAAACAACACUCAUGGAUGUAUUAGCUGGUAGAAAAACUGGCGGACAUAUAGAAGGGAGUAUUUUCAUGUCGGGUUAUCCCAAAAGGCAAGAAACAUUUGCAAGAGUAUCUGGUUACUGUGAGCAGACUGAUAUUCAUUCCCCAUGCUUAACCGUUUUGGAAUCCCUUCUGUUUUCUGCAUGGCUACGUUUGCCACCAGAAGUUAACUUGCAGACACAAUUGGCUUUUGCAAGUGAAGUUAUGGAACUUGUGGAACUCAUUCCCUUGAGUGGAGCAUUGGUUGGUCUACCUGGAGUUGAUGGUUUGUCAACAGAGCAAAGGAAGAGAUUGACUAUUGCCGUUGAAUUGGUUGCUAAUCCGUCAAUUAUUUUUAUGGAUGAGCCAACAAGUGGAUUGGAUGCAAGGUCUGCAGCCAUUGUGAUGAGAACUGUGAGGAAUAUCGUAAACACUGGUCGAACCAUUGUUUGCACUAUUCAUCAGCCAAGCAUAGACAUUUUUGAAUCAUUUGAUGAGCUUUUAUUCAUGAAGAGAGGAGGGCAAGUCAUUUACGCUGGCCCACUUGGACCAAGAUCUUGCAAACUUAUUGAUUAUUUUGAGGCAGUGGAAGGGGUGCAAAAGAUCAAUCCUGGUCAUAACCCCGCGGCAUGGAUGCUUGAUGUUACUUCUAUGGCAGAAGAAGCACGGCUUGGUGUAGAUUUUGCAGAAGUAUACAAAAAUUCAGAACUAUUUCAGUAUAACAAAGAGUUGGUUGAUCGUGUCAGCAAACCACCUAGUAACUCGAAAGAACUACAUUUUCCGACAAAGUAUUGUCGAUCAUUCUUUGGUCAGUUUCUGACAUGUCUUUGGAAGCAAAAUUUAUCUUACUGGCGAAAUCCUCAGUACACUGCAGUUCGCUUCUUCUACACCGUUAUCAUCUCACUGAUGCUUGGAUCAAUCUGCUGGAAAUUUGGCUCUAAAAAGGAAAAACAACAGGAUAUCAUAAAUGCAAUGGGAUCUCUAUAUGCAGCAGUACUUUUCAUCGGAGUUACCAAUUCUGCGGCGGUUAUGCCUGUUGUUUCCACUGAAAGAUUUGUUUCCUACAGAGAGAGAGCUGCAGGGAUGUAUUCAGCUCUACCUUUUGCCUUUGCACAGGUUACCAUAGAGUUCCCUUAUGUUUUUGUGCAGACACUCAUUUACGCAGUAGUUUUCUACUCGAUGGCCUCGUUCAAAUGGACAGCUUUGAAAUUUAUUUGGUAUAUCUUCUUCACGUACUUCACAAUACUAUACUUCACUCUUUUCGGAAUGAUGAAUACUGCUCUCACACCCAACCACGACUUGGCCUCCAUAAUAUCUGCCCCAUUCUAUAUGCUAUGGAACCUUUUCAGUGGCCUCCUCAUCCCUUACAAGAGACUUCCUGUAUGGUGGAGAUGGUAUUACUGGCUGAACCCAGUAGCCUGGAGUCUUUAUGGUCUUCUUACUUCACAAUAUGGAGAUGAUAACACGCUAAUAUUGUUGUCAGACGGGAUUAACAGAAAACCUAUAAAGAAAAUGCUGAGAGAUGGCCUUGGAUUCAGGCACGAAUUCGUGGGCAUUGCUGGUAUCGUGGUAGUCGGUUACUGUCUGUUUUUUGCUGUCAUUUUCGCUUAUGCUAUGAAAACAUUCCACUUCCAGACAAGGUGAUAGAACCAACACUUGUUAAGAAACCCAUGUAAUAGAUCCAGUAAUCUGUAUAGCAGUCUACAUACAUAAAUAGGCCAUUGAUUUUCAAAACAAUUUAUUUCCCAAAUGUUGGAAGGAAAUAAGUAUUUGUUUCAGAACCCUCCAAUAUUAGUAAUACUAAUGAUAAUAUAUUCUUUAA